UCUGUUACAGCAGCCUGUAACUCAGCUCGGAGAAAAACGCAGCCAGGAUUCAGAGUAACUGCUGCCAAACAUCAGGAGUUCUCCACUACCAGACUCUAUAUGCCAGUGGAACUGAUGAUGGACUUGUUCAAGAGCCCUGGAGAUCAAUCUGACGCCAUUAUCCUUAGCAAUCCUGUCAAUGUUCCAAGAGUUGGUGAUUCAGCUAAUUGCAAGCUGACUUCUCGUUAUAAGUGCUAGAAUCCACAGCACUGUGAGGACGAUGGGUGGGAAGCAAUCUCGCAGUUUGUCCGACAAGGAGUUGAACGAGGUGAGUGUGAAUCAAAGGAGGAAGAGUGCAAUUAGAGACGACCAGCCCAGCCUGUCCUCGGCUGCUGAGAGGAUCCGCAGACACACUACAAUGCACUUUGGUUAUAGCACCCUGAGUCUAGCCAUGCGGGGGCUUGACGAAACGCCUACUGAGCUGUGGGAGCUCCGAGGGCUUCAAAAGUUAAAUUUAUCCAUGAACUGCCUGUGCUCUUUGCCUCCUGCUCUGGGUGCUUUGGACAAUCUGGUGGUUCUCAACUUGUGGGGGAACAACUUGUCCAGCCUCCCGCCUGAGAUCGGCCUUCUGAAGAAGCUACGUGUACUCUUUGCUUGUCGCAACCGCCUGAGUGAGGUCCCCGAGGAGCUGGGCUCCUGCACUUGCCUGGAGGUACUCAGCUUGGCCAACAACCAGAUCACAGCCCUCCCCAACAGCUUGGCAGCCAUGCACAAUCUGACCAAACUCAACCUGAGUCACAAUCGCAUCGUUCACAUCCCCACCUGUGUCUACAACAUGAAGGGCCUGGUCUUCCUUCACCUGGCCUGCAACCGUCUGGAGACCAUUGCAGACCAGAUACAGGACCUGGUUAACUUGAAGAUCCUCAUCAUGGAGGGAAACAGCAUACACACACUGCCUAAGACUCUUUGCUUCCUGGAGUCUUUAGAACUACUCAAUGUUGACUUUAAUGACCUGCAAAGUGUGCCAAUGGAAAUGUACCUACUGAGCAGGCUGGGGCGGCUGGCCUGCCACCCACUGGAUAAAGGACUCCAUAUUAUACAUAACCCCCUCCUCAAGCCUAUUCAGGAGGUGCUGCAAGGAGGACUCAGUGCCCUCUAUAACUACCUCAAGCCCACAUGAGAGACUACCCCUGUGUGUAUGUGUGUUUGAGUGUGUUGUGUGUGUCUAAAAGCGUGUGUGUCGUAAGAGGAUGUUGGCACAAAUCAGACUCUCGGCACGUGGUAGUCAUGCUCUGAGUCUGCUGUUACCUCAAACUGCCUGCCUAAGAUACCAUGACUCAAGACAAAUGACCAUCAUUAUGUAAUAAUGGUACAAACUGGUUCAGUCACAUGCGGAUUUCUUCUGACUGACAAGUUGAUUUUCCAUUUUUUAUGUAACAGAUAAAGUUUGGAUAUAAAUAAUUAACAAGUAA
Molecule: messenger RNA, 1451 nt
Organism: Stegastes partitus (bicolor damselfish)
Lineage: Eukaryota; Metazoa; Chordata; Actinopteri; Pomacentridae
Product: leucine-rich repeat-containing protein 30-like
Exons: 1
Coding region: 260-1159 (299 amino acids)
Cellular component (GO): cytoplasm
Molecular function (GO): protein binding
Source: RefSeq, a predicted model, not a curated record